AUGGAUCCUCCCAAGGCAUCUACUGGAAAACUAGCGUCGUUCAUGACCGGCCUUGUGUUGGUUUUCUCAAUCACUUGUCUUGCAGCGGCAUGUCUCUUGGUUAUGACCCAGUCUUGUGAUCAGGAAAUCGUCACUGUAGAGCUCGCUCCAAGGACUCAUGGUGACAACAAACUUUAUAAAAUACACUGUCCCUCCUUUACCACUAAAAACGAAACGGAGAAAAUUGAAGUGGAGAUCACAGACGACACAUUCGAGCAUCAAAAAGAAGAGUUUCUCGUUCAAGCGAUAUCCGACAAGAAUGUAUUGGAGAGUCUCUACGUCAAUGGUGCACACUCCCCGGAAGACAGCUGGUCCAACGAGAAGAAGCUCUACAGCUUCUGGUACAAUCCGGACCCCGCAAGAUUCCAAGGAGUCGACGAACUUCUCCAACUGACCGGCAACAAUCAGACUCUUGCAAAGUUCCUCACUCUUGGUAGAGUCCGUUCCAAAACCCAGGAAAGCAAACCAACCGAUCUGAUGUUUUAUGUGACCGACAGAGUGUUCAAGAAGGAGAUUGUGAUUGGAGGAUGCGCCUAUUCCAACACAACCUGUCACGAGACCAGUCUCCUUUUCGUGAAGAAUGAUUUGUAUGUCUAUGAGAAGUUCGUCUCCGAGUUCGCCGUUAUCAACUUCGUACGCGUCUUCUACAUUCCCGCUGAGGACUUGUUGAGCACAAUUAUUAUCUAA
Messenger RNA from Caenorhabditis remanei, 726 nucleotides. RefSeq lists its product as uncharacterized. The record is from RefSeq and is a predicted model, not a curated record. The coding region runs from base 1 to 726 and encodes 241 amino acids. Lineage: Eukaryota; Metazoa; Nematoda; Chromadorea; Rhabditida; Rhabditidae. The transcript has 3 exons.